Harpegnathos saltator (Jerdon's jumping ant) is the source of this 773-nucleotide messenger RNA. RefSeq names its product venom allergen 2-like. The coding region runs from base 81 to 473 and encodes 130 amino acids. Gene Ontology annotation, molecular function: odorant binding. The record is from RefSeq and is a predicted model, not a curated record. Lineage: Eukaryota; Metazoa; Arthropoda; Insecta; Hymenoptera; Formicidae. The transcript is spliced from 5 exons.
CCAAUUGAACAUAGUCUACUACAAGGAGCCUCUACAGCUGCAUCAAAUAUUUUUUUACAGGCGUUUUCAUAAAAUUCAAAAUGAAGUCUUUGAUUAUUAUCGUGUCUGUAUUAACUGUUAUGACAAUGGUUUACAGUUUCAACGCCGACAGGACACGAAAAUUUAAAAAUGCUGUAGCAGAAUGCAUCAAGGAAUUAGAUGGAUCGCCACUUGAGCCUACUAAGGAAAUAAUCUAUUGCACGUUGAAGAAAGAUGGUCAAGUUAUUGAUAAGAACAAUAUAUAUCAAAAGGAAGAAGCCCAUAAAGUACUUCGAGAUAUUUUUUCUGAUUCUGCUAACUUAGAAAAGAGUAUGAAAAUACAUGAUGAGUGCUUCGACAAAGGAAUGCAAGGAAAAGGAACUGACGAGGACAAGGCGAGGAAUAUUGCCUAUUGUACAUUGCCGAUAAUGGUUAUGUUCUCCAAACAAGAAUAAGAAACACUGCAGAUUUUUCUCUAAAUGUGAUUAAUGUUUUAUAUUUUCUGCAAUCUCAUUUUUGCACAAUCUUAAUAAUAGAUCGUUUGAUCUUUUUCUAUUGAGGUACAUAUUUUCGUAACAAUAUAAUAAAAAAUGGGAUUGUUCUAAGAAACUUUCGACUAAACUAAAUAUUUAUUGAAGAACAACUCUUUCAAAAACCCGUUAAAAAAAUUACCGCAAUGAAAAGUAUUAUUCGCUAUUUACCUUAUAUUCGCAAUAUAUUCAAAAACAUUUUCGCGAGAAGAUAUUAUUAACACA